This is a messenger RNA of Onthophagus taurus, 878 nucleotides long. RefSeq lists its product as uncharacterized. Lineage: Eukaryota; Metazoa; Arthropoda; Insecta; Coleoptera; Scarabaeidae. The record is from RefSeq and is a predicted model, not a curated record.
AGUAUCGCACUGAUGUAAGGUGCGCACACAUAGCGACAUAACUUAAAACAUUGACAUUCGAGAAUCAUUUAAGUGUUUUUGUCGUAGUUAUUGACCUUCAUCGUAAUAUAAACUGGUAAAAUAUCGCAAAAUCUACGCCAGAUGGAAUGUUUCAUCUUUAUAACUGAAUGACGGCAAAUUAUCUUAUCGCAAGGAAGGGAUAAUAACAGUAAAUAGAGUUGUAUCAAAGUUAGUUUUCAUUGAACUUAAGUGUUAUUUAAUGGAAUGCAAUUACUUUUUUUAAUGAAAACAAUAAAAUUGUGAAAAAUCGAUUUAUCUCAACUUAUCAAGAGUAUUAAAUAAUUAUGGUUAUGGAAAUCAUGGAAAAUAUAACUGCACCUGAACCACAUUGGAUAUUAGAUCAAGCUGAAUCUGGAUCAAUGUAUUGGAGAAGGGAUCCAGCUGAAAAUAAAGCUAGAGUGAGAUUCCGUUACGAUGUUGAAAUACGAGAAUUCUACAGGAACGAUCAUGAAUUGGAAGAAAUCGAAUGGCCAGAAAAACAAUUAACACCGGCGCAUAAUACCUUAACAACAAUGAGUAUGACCUUAUUUUGUAUAGCCGUUACAGUUUUACUUCCAUGGUACAUAAUGGGAGUUAAUUAAUUUAUACUCCCAUUAUUAUUUUCUACUUACAAUAAAUUAAAAAAUACAGUGACUUUUAUCUGUGAUGCUACCUGACAAUUGAAAAAAAAAACGUUUUGUGUUUAAAUAGGUUUAAUUAUAAUUUAUUGUUGUGAAUGUUCCUAUUUUAUAAUAAGGAGAAAUCGUGAAUGUAAUAAUUAUUUUUGUAAAUUAAUGUUAAACAUAAAAAUGUUUUUUAAAAUAUAUAUGUUGAGAUUG